Messenger RNA from Mytilus trossulus (common blue mussel), 2239 nucleotides. RefSeq lists its product as uncharacterized. NCBI's taxonomy places the organism in Eukaryota, Metazoa, Mollusca, Bivalvia, Mytilida, Mytilidae. Gene Ontology annotation, molecular function: lipid kinase activity. Bases 73 to 1434 code for a protein of 453 amino acids. Gene Ontology annotation, biological process: sphingolipid metabolic process; phosphorylation. The record is from RefSeq and is a predicted model, not a curated record. The transcript has 12 exons.
CCACACUUAGCAUAUUGAUGUAAACACAUCUAAAUUAUCAGAAAUAUUUGUUUAUUGCGCUCAAAAGAUGCAAUGAUUUUUAACGUUCAAAUAGCUGGUGCUUCAACAGAAAUACAAAUAGCAGAGUCAGGCAUUGUGUAUUCCACGGAAAAAGUAGAAUAUAAGCGUCCAUACGAAGAUAUUAUAUCAUUAGAAAAAAUAUCUGGCGACGGGAAAACAUGCAGACUUCACUACAUACAAGAUCAUUCUUUUCCAAAUCACAAGUUAACGAAAGAGCAUUUAGAUAUUAAAUCAGAGGAAAAUGUCUUAAGAGAUUUCCAGGAAACUCUUUCUAAGAAAAUCAGUACAGUUACAAAAAGACCGCGGAAAUUAGCCGUGUUUGUUAAUCCAAUUGGUGGAAAAGGAAAAGGUAAACAAGUUUGUGAAAAAACGGUGGUACCUGUUUUGGAGCUAGCAGGGAUACAGACAGAUGUUGUUGUUUCACAAAGACCGUUUCAUUUUACAGAAAUAACAGAGAACUACGACUUUAAUUCGGUGGACGGGUUAGUUAUAAUGGGAGGGGAUGGAACAUGUUCAGAAAUUAUUAAUGUUCUAAUGAGAAAAACACAACAGGAAGCUAGUGUAGAUUUCAACAGCAGUUCUACUCCUUUAAAAAAGAUGGAUUUCCCUAUUGGCGUUAUACCGACAGGGUCUGCAUGUGGACUUGCUAGACUUGCACAUGGAGUAAUGGAUGUAAUGACAUCAGUUCUACACAUUAUAAGAGGUAAAACAGACCUCUAUAACACAGUUGGUUGUUAUAACAACGACAAACUGAUUGGAUAUGGAAUCAUAUGUUUUGGUUAUGUCCUCUACGCAGAUAUGAUGUAUGAUACUGAUGUUAACUAUCGCUGGAUGAAAACAUUUCGUUAUUUAUAUGUGCCGUUCAUGCGCGUGUUUUUAAAACAAUUCAGAGAGUUGGAAGUGGAAAUAACAUACGAAUAUUUAGAAGAUAGAGAUGCAGGUGAUACAACUGAUGAGACAAAGGCUCAUUUGAAAGUAACAGAGACAAAAAGAAUAACAAAUGUAAUAGGUGGGACGGACGACCUAGAUUUUGAAGACCGACCUUAUGAUAAACAGCCUGCAAAAAAAGACCAAUUCUUUUUGUUAGAUUAUACUAUAUGCGGUAGAUGGGCUAUGGCCAAGCAUUUUGUCAAUCUGUAUCAACUAACUCAGGAGCAUCUGGAUGCAGUGAAACAUUUUGUGAGUUUCAAGAAAAUAAAAUCAGUACGUAUUAGAGCCACGGAAAACAAUGAUCCUAGCCAGAGAGAAAUGAAUCUUAGGUUCAAUAUUGAUGGAGAGAGCCACCGAAUAGAAACGCCGGACGUAUAUAUCAAAUUGUUUCCUCGAUGUUUAACUUUGUAUACCUCUUACAUAGGAUCACGGAGAUGGCGCUAGACUGCAAAUUUGACAACCAUUGCAAUCGAAAGAAACUGUCAACAAUAAUCGAAAAUUUUAGAUUUCGAACUUCAACGUACUUGUAGUUAAAGUUGUUUUUAGUGCAUUUUUAAGAUUGAAAACUCACAAUACUAAUAUACUAUAAAGUUGGUGAUGUAUUGUCGAAAUCAAAUUCAAGACGAUUUUAAGCUUUACAAACUUAGUUUAAGAUGUAAAGGUACUAACGAUUUUCUUUCUGAAAGAAUAAAACAAAAUGCCUGUAGUUAAGUAUGCUUUAAUUAUUUCAAGCUAUAUAAUAACUGAAAAGUUUGAGAUUAUAUAAUGACUACAGUACUAUGUUAUAUAUCCUUUAAUAUUGUAUUUAAUUACCUCACAAGUAUUAUAUAAGUCGGAAAACAGUAGAACGGGUUUUUUCCGUGUCAUGCCAUUCAGGGUCUCUAAAACAAUGCAAAAGACCCCAUUCAUAUUCAAAGUAGCGCACUGUAGCACACCAGAAAAAAAGAGGUUUGUUUUAAUUCUAUGAGUAUAAAUUGAAUGUUGGGUAUACUUCAAUGACAGAAUUAAGAAUGGAAAUAAGGAAUAUGUCUAAGAGGCAAAAAUUCAACAUAAGAGCAGAAAAAAGCACAAUAUACCAAUUGGUUCUUAACGCAGAGAAAAAAAAUGCCUCUUCCUAAUCUUUUUCGCUAUGAAUAUUGUAUAAAUAAUAACUAAUAGAAUAGUAAUUUACUUUUGAAUAAAUAAUCAAUAUCGUAUAACUAAUAUAUAUUGUAUAAAUGAUUACUAUUGUAUAAAUAAUCAAUAUUGU